AUGUCUGUAGUUGAAGUUACUUCUCUUGAGAUGGCAAAAGAAGUACUAAAAACUCAUGACCUAGCUUUUGCAUCUAGGCCUAAACUUGUGGCCAUUGAGAUUGGCUGCUAUAACGGGACAGAUAUAGCCUCUUCUCGCUAUGGCGCUUACUGGAGACAAAUACGUAAAAUUUGUGUCUUGGAAUUGCUUAGUGCAAAAAAUGUCCGAUCGUUUAGUUCGAUCCGACGUGAUGAAGUUUGUCGUCUCAUUGAAUAUUUUCGAUCAUUACCUGCAUUUGGAAAAGUAAUCAAGGAGCAAGACGAAUGUAUGCGACUAAUCAAAGAAGUUUCAGGAUUAGUAGGAGGAUUUGAUGUAGCUAACAUAUUCCCUUCACUGAAGUAUCUUCAUAUGCUAAGUGGAAAGAAGGGUAGAAUUAUGUAUCUGCACCAUAAGAUAGAUGCUAUUGUUGAGAAUGUCAUCAAUGAGCACAAGCAAAAUCUUGCAACUGGCAAGAUGAAUGGUGAAUUAGGAGAUGAAGAUCUAAUUGAUAAACUUCAUCAUCAAAUAAUUACUUGGGCCAUGGAAGAAAUGAUGAAGAAUCCAAGUGUACUCAUCAAAGCUCAAGCUGAGGUAAAAGAUGCCUUUAAAGGUAACGAAACUUUCGAUGAAAAUGAUGCAGAGGAGUUGAAAUACCUAAAUGGAAGAAGGAUUUGCCCUGGGAUAUCAUUUGGUUUGACUAAUGUUUAUUUGCCACUGGCUCAACUAUUGUAUCACUUUGAUUGGAAUCUUCCUACCGGAAUCAAUCCAAGUGACUUUGACUUAACUGAAUCGGUUGGAUUAGCUGUUAUUAGAAAGAGUGACCUUUACUUGAUUGCAACUCCUUAUCCACCUUCGCCAGAGUAA
Molecule: messenger RNA, 882 nt
Organism: Nicotiana tabacum (common tobacco)
Lineage: Eukaryota; Viridiplantae; Streptophyta; Magnoliopsida; Solanales; Solanaceae
Source: RefSeq, a predicted model, not a curated record